Molecule: messenger RNA, 2598 nt
Organism: Bufo gargarizans (Asiatic toad)
Lineage: Eukaryota; Metazoa; Chordata; Amphibia; Anura; Bufonidae
Product: mitogen-activated protein kinase 7-like
Exons: 4
Coding region: 1-1077 (358 amino acids)
Source: RefSeq, a predicted model, not a curated record
AUGGAGUGUCGGCAGCGCCCCUGCUGGAAAGAUGCUCCGUGUUUGGUUCCAGAAACGCCUGAAAUAAAGAAACCAAUAACAGCCCAGGAACGUCAGCGGGAACGUGAAGAGAAGAGGAGGCGACGUCAAGAGCGUGUUCGGGAGAAAGAGAAGAAGCAGAAGGAGAAGGAACGUCGUGACAUAAGGAAAGCGGAAGGAUUUGGAGGGCUGGUUCUGAGUGAAAAUGAUAAGAACCUUCUGGAGCGCUGGAACCGGAUGAUUGACCAGAACCAUCCGCCACCUCCACCUCCCAUCUGCCAAAAUGCCCCAGUACCAAAUCCAGCAGUGAUGUGCCCGGUCGCCCAGCCUCUUCCACCACAGACGGUCUUUGCUGUGACUAACAUUAAUCCAGUCCCUGAGGUCAGAAACCAGCAGAAUGGCAGCGUCACAAAUCCGUCCGUUGCGCCCAACAUCCAGUUCAUUCCCCGCUGCUUAAAUCCCUGCCCUGUAUCUAACCUACUCCGGUAUGUGCCCCCGGCCCCUACAGCCUUCCAGAUCGGCCCGGUGGUGUUGGCGCCUCAUGUGAAGCCAGUGACUACUCCUGCUGCUCCACAACUUCCUGCAGAUGUGAAGUUUAUUGCUGGAGGACAAGUCUUACCCGGUCCUUUCCCUGCUCCUGCCCUGCUCAACCCAACGUGGAACAGAGGAGGGCAUGAAGAUGGCAGCUGGCCUGCGUCCAAUACCAGAGACAGGAAAAGCAGCUCCGUCACUGUGGAUCCUGCAUUGUUCCUGCGCAACUCUUCUGACCUGGAGCAUCCCCCGCAGCAGGUUUCUGGAAUGUCCUACCCUGGAGGAGCGGUGGUGGAUCGUCACAUCCAGGAGAACAAGUCCCAGGAGUUGCCACCUCUUCCAGCCGUCACCUUCAACACCACAGACGCCAACACUGUUUCUCCAGAUAUCAACCUGGUGACGCAGCAGCUGUCGAGGUCUCAGGUGGAGGAUGUGUUGCCCCCCGUUUUUUUCUGUCACCCCCAAAGGAAGCGGCGCUGGAUAUGGGGUGGGCUUCGACCUGGAGGAAUUUUUGAACCAGUCCUUUGAGAUGGCUCCAGAAAACCGUGAGAGCCUGGUGGACUCCACUCCUCUGUCGGCAUCGCUCCUGGCCGACUGGCUGGAUGUUCAUCGCAUGAACCCCGCAGACCUGGCCAUUCUUCAGGAGGACCUACAGCUGGGAUCUCCCAUGAGCCUGUCCGACAUUCCCGACCUCCAGGACGGCUGAGGAAUCGGGCGGAGGUCUUCACCGGAGCCUUUACAUUGUGACAAAGGGCAGCAUUCAUAUACGGAGGUGCCCUGCAUGAGCGGAGACCGCGCAGGAGAGGAGCAGCGGGUGCCCCCAGGACGGUUCAUCAGGUGAUAGGAAUACAUGACGUCUAUGGAGGCCACGGCCGAGACCUCAGAAGUAUGAUGAUGAUGGAAUAGUGGCUGGUUCUUCCAGUGCCAUAAAUGAAGCCGCCCUCCACGAUCGGCUCUUCACAGCGGUUCUGGGAGUCCUGCAUUAUCCACCGACGCUGGGGACUGCGCACAGUGAGCUCUGCAUUAUCCACCGACGCUGGGGACUGCGCACAGUGAGCUCUGCAUUAUCCACCGCCGCUGGGGACUGCGCACAGUGGGCUCUGCAUUAUCCACCGCCGCUGGGGACUGCGCACAGCGGGCUCUGCAUUAUCCACCGACGCUGGGGACUGCGCACAGCGGGCUCUGCAUUAUCCACCGACGCUGGGGACUGCGCACAGCGGGCUCUGCAUUAUCCACCGACGCUGGGGACUGCGCACGGUGAGCUCUGCAUUAUCCACCGACGCUGGGGACUGCGCACAGUGAGCUCUGCAUUAUCCACCGACGCUGGGGACUGCGCACAGUGGGCUCUGCAUUAUCCAUGGACAUCGGGGACUGCGCACAGCGGGCUCUGCAUUAUCCACCGACGCUGGGGACUGCGCACAGUGAGCUCUGCAUUAUCCACCGACGCUGUGGACUGUGUACAGUGAGCUCUGCAUUAUCCACCGACGCUGGGGACUGCGCACAGUGAGCUCUGCAUUAUCCACCGACGCUGGGGACUGCGCACAGUGAGCUCUGCAUUAUCCACCGACGCUGGGGACUGCGCACAGUGAGCUCUGCAUUAUCCACCGACGCUGGGGACUGCGCACAGUGAGCUCUGCAUUAUCCACCGACGCUGGGGACUGCGCACAGUGAGCUCUGCAUUAUCCACCGACGCUGGGGACUGCGCACAGUGGGCUCUGCAUUAUCCACCGCCGCUGCGGACUGCGCACAGUGGGCUCUGCAUUAUCCACCGACGCUGGGGACUGCGCACAGUGGGCUCUGCAUUAUCCACCGACGCUGGGGACUGUGCACAGUGGGCUCUGCAUUAUCCACUGACUCUGGGGACUGCGCACAGUGAGCACUGCAUUAUCCACCGACGCUGGGGACUGCGCACAGUGAGCUCUGCAUUAUCCACCGCCGCUGGGGACUGCGCACAGUGGGCUCUGCAUUAUCCUCCGCCUUGUACCAGGGCAUGUGCCCACACUGACCCGACUAUCACGUGGUGCUGCGGACCUUUUCCAGUCCAUGCGG